This is a messenger RNA of Salvia miltiorrhiza (redroot sage), 2272 nucleotides long. RefSeq names its product 26S rRNA (cytosine-C(5))-methyltransferase NOP2B-like. Bases 538 to 1956 code for a protein of 472 amino acids. Gene Ontology annotation, molecular function: RNA binding; rRNA (cytosine-C5-)-methyltransferase activity. The record is from RefSeq and is a predicted model, not a curated record. The transcript has 19 exons. Gene Ontology annotation, biological process: maturation of LSU-rRNA; rRNA base methylation. Gene Ontology annotation, cellular component: nucleolus. Lineage: Eukaryota; Viridiplantae; Streptophyta; Magnoliopsida; Lamiales; Lamiaceae.
UUUAGGCAAUAGUUAUUUGCAUGUAAAAGGGUAAAAUCGUCAUUUCAAGUUUGUUGUGCCUUAUGGGAGGAUAGUUACUGACGGCGGGGGUAGUUAGAUAGGUAGGGUUUUAUCUUUUAAUUUGAGAGCAAAUCCAUAAUAGUAUUGAGGAUAGUGUGUACCGAGCCCCAAAUUGAAAGUUUCUUCACUCUUCUCUCUCUAUCGCAGCCCUUUCCCAACCCUUCUCCCGCUUUCCUCCAUUUAUGCAGUCUGCAUCUCCUCCUAAGUUCUACCGUCACUUUCUGACGGAACCUGAAAGAGGAGAAGAUACUAGACGUCGGCGCGAACUCAGCCGGCAACACAAAUCCAGGCGGCAGAGGCGUCACCGGUGAGCAGCGGUGGCACGAGCGCAUUGACACCGAACCCGAACCCGAACCCAACCCGACCGCAUUGAAACCGCUAAAACCAAUCAUAGUGGUAUUUCUUUUUCAAAGGAAACUCUUUGCACUCUUCUUCUUCGACACAACUUGUCGGAAGAACCCUAAUUUCUGCGUUGAGAUGAGAUACUUCAAUCUCAUUCGUUCUUCAUCUGUCAGAAAGAGAAAGCUAAAGCGUAGGAACAAUGGCGCGCCAGACAAAUGCUCAAGGAUGCAAAAAAAUCUUCGAUGUGUAAAUACGGCAGAUUUUGCAGGAGCACAGUCACGUUUAUCUGGCCCCUUGGAUUAUAUUUCUGAAGACGAGGAUCGUGAAGAGAUCUAUUCUACUAGUCAGCGGGUGUUGAUGAUGAGAGCCACAAUUGAUAUAAGGGAUUGUAUACAAAUAGCUUCUUCAUUCAAAUUACCAACCAAGGAGGAGUUCGAAGAGGAAAAGAGUAAGCGCAUGCCUCGUUCCAAGCUCUGGGAAAGGAUCAACGAUAUUUUUAGGGUACUCUCCGUUUUUGAGCUUUCGAAGGAAGAGAAACCGACAUACAAGGAUUAUGUUAAUCAGCUCGUGAUGGAUCUCAGCACAUAUUCGCGGUACAAUAAGUUUAUGAUUGAAGCUGUAAUGGAGAUGCUGGGUAUAAUGGAAACUAAAGACUAUUUUCUCUCGAGAGAGAAGCAGUUAAAUAUGUGUCUGCGCACCAACACUUUGAAGACUUGGAGAGAAGACUUGCAGUGUGCUCUUUCAAGAAAGUAUAUAAAGUGUGAGCCCAUAUAUGAGUGGUCUGAUGUAGGUCUUGCUGUGUGUUUUUCAGAAGCUCUACUUUCUACCACUACAGAAUAUAUAGAUGGCCUUUUUACGAUUCAAAGGGCUAGCUCUUUUCUGCCAUUAAUGGCUCUUGACCCACAAAAAAAUGAAAAAAUUGCUGAAAUGUGGGCUUCACAUGGUAAUCGAACAACUCAUAUUGCUGCUCUAAUGGAAAAUACAGGUACAAUUUUUGCAAACGUGAUGAGUAAGUCAAGUACCUAUCUACUCUCUCAAAAUCUAACGCGGAUGGGGGCGACAAAUAUCAAGGUGUAUAACUGCGAUUUAGGGAAGCAAGCAAAUUUUUUGGGGAACAACGUGAUGGAUAGGGUUUUGUUAGGUGCCCCAUCCAGUUGCACUGGGAUUAUAACUGAUGCCGUGUCCAAGAGAACCUCCAAAGAAUAUAUAGAAAAGUGUGUCAUGUUCCAAAAGCAAUUGCUAUUGGCAGCGAUAGAUAUGGUAGAUGCUGAUUCAAAUUAUGGAGGAUAUAUAGUGUACUCGACAUCUUCAUUAAUGGUUGAAGAGAACGAAGCAGUGAUUGAUUAUGCACUCAAGAAUAGGGAUGUGAUACUUGUCCCCAUUGGCGUGGAUUUUGGUCGUCCAGGAUUCAUUCACUACAAAGGGAAUCAUUUUCACCAAGACUUAGGGAAGACAAGACGUUUUUAUCCUCACCUUCACAACAUGGAUGGAUCAUUUGUAGCCAAGCUAAAGAAAAUUAGUGGUUCGAACCAUACUGCAGAAGCAGUAAAAUAGUUGAAAGAAGCGGCCACAAGAGUUGUGCAGGAAAAGAGACAAACACUGAUCCGUUGCUCUGCAAAACUUGGAACAGCAGAGAAAGCAUAUGUCAAGGAGUGAAGGAGAGACCGGCUUAAAGGAAGCAAGGAGGAAGUUGGAACAGCGGCCAGUGUUAUUGGAAAUAUUGUGUGAUCGGCUGGAUAGUUUGUUUGUCCAGCAGCAAAAACUUGUGUUUGUUCGUUGUCCUUGCAAUUCAUUGGAUCCCUUUUGGUUAAGUUUAUGUAAUGUACAUGAUGGAAAAAUACUUUUUCAUAUUUAAAAUAUGUUUGGUUAA